This is a messenger RNA of Spodoptera frugiperda (fall armyworm), 636 nucleotides long. RefSeq lists its product as uncharacterized. The coding region runs from base 78 to 473 and encodes 131 amino acids. Lineage: Eukaryota; Metazoa; Arthropoda; Insecta; Lepidoptera; Noctuidae. The transcript is spliced from 2 exons. The record is from RefSeq and is a predicted model, not a curated record.
AGAUUUCCCUAUUUGUUCGAAGAAAGAUGUUGUAAACAUUAGAUAAAUUAAUUAGUAUAAAAGGUAAGGUUUGCACCAUGCACCAUAUAGAAAGUAUUCAACUAACAAUGGCUCACUUUCAAAACGUAGCAAUUUGUUUGGCCGUGUGCGUCCUAGCCGUGACACUGGCUCAAUCAUCCCAAGGGGGACCACACACUUCCCAAGGUGGUCCAAACACCUCCCAAGGUGGCCCUCAUCAGAACCAGGGUCGAUCCCGAAGACAAGCUGAAGUCGGUACCUUCGACAUCACCCAAUCAGUAGCGAACUGGACCACUUGUAACUACCUCGUCGACCCGAAGAUAUCCUGCCGCGAUUGCCACACAAGGAUAAUCUGCAAGCCAAUUGGAGGUCUUCUGAAAAACUGUGACGAGCCUAGCAGACCUUAUUGCAACAAUGGAAUCUGUUCUCCUGUACCAAGUGUUCAAUGUGCCUAAACUUUCAACUGGUAUACCUAAUACAUCAUCAAAUACCUUUGAACCUCGGCUUUGUUUCAUUAAAAUCUUUUAUUGGCAUCACAAAAACUAAUAUGAUACAAUACAAUCUAAAAUUUUAAUAUUUUUAUCUUUUUGAUUCUACAAUAAAAAUCUUGUAUUAAAA